Molecule: messenger RNA, 2004 nt
Organism: Williopsis jadinii
Lineage: Eukaryota; Fungi; Ascomycota; Saccharomycetes; Phaffomycetales; Wickerhamomycetaceae
Gene: RMT2
Product: protein-arginine N5-methyltransferase
Exons: 2
Coding region: 1-2004 (667 amino acids)
Biological process (GO): superoxide metabolic process
Cellular component (GO): mitochondrion
Molecular function (GO): metal ion binding; superoxide dismutase activity
Source: RefSeq, a predicted model, not a curated record
AUGUUUGCAGUCCGUACUUUGCGUUCCCAGGCUCUUAGAGCGCCAAUGAUGGUCAGAACCAACGUGACCUUGCCAAAAUUGGACUACGCCUACGAUGCUCUUGAGCCAUAUAUCUCUGGUCAGAUCAAUGAGAUCCACCACAAGAAGCACCACCAGACCUACGUCAACGGUUACAACUCAUCGCUGACUCAAUUGGCCGAGGCGGAGGCUGCCGGUGAUGUCUUGAAGACCAUCCAGUUGCAGCAAGCCAUCAAGUUCCACGGUGGUGGCUACAGAAACCACAACAUCUUCUGGAAGAGUUUGGCCCCAGUCUCCCAAGGUGGUGGUCAAUUGCCAACCGGCGCAUUGGCCCAAGCCGUUGAGAAGGAGUACGGCUCCUUUGAUAAGCUGAUUGCCCUCACCAACUCCAAGUUGGCUGGUAUCCAAGGUUCCGGUUGGGCCUGGAUCGUCAAGAACAAGGAGAACGGUUCAGUUGAGGUUGUCACCACGGCUAACCAAGAUACCGUUGGUCCUCAGUUCGUCCCAUUGAUUGCCAUUGACGCCUGGGAGCACGCUUACUACUUGCAAUACCAGAACGUCAAGGUUGACUACUUCAAGGCCAUCUGGAACCUCAUCUCAUCUCAUCUCAUCAUCGUUUCCACAAGGAAUAACAGGAAAGUUGGAAAGAUGUCUGAGUUACACGAGCUGUGCCAUCUCACUGCAAGACCUAUCGAUAAGUCGUACGUGGAAAAGUUACAGUACUUCUUGUCAAACGGUAUUCCUUCUACGUAUACCGUUGAAGAGUGUGAAAACUACUUGGCUGGAAAAGAAGACGAGGAGUUGGAAUCAACAACUACUCCAUUGCACUUGAUCUGCCGUUCUAUCCCAGAUGACAUCAAACCUGAAGAAAAGUUAAUCGUAUUGGAGAUGAUUAGUGAACUGUUCAGUUGGGGUGCGGGCUGGAAUCUCAUCGAUAACGAAGGUAAUACUCCCGGUGACGUUUUGUUCCGCAGAGGCUUACACAACUCUGAAUAUUACAACGCCAUAGUGGAUGCUGGUGUAAGGGCAGAGUUGCUAUUGAGGAAAGUGAAUGAUGAUAUAGAGUUUUUGAGUGACUUUGAAGACGGUGAGGUCCCGGAACUUGUUGAUGAGGAGGCAUCCGCAAAGGACGAGCCUUCAAAUGAUGAGCCUUCAAAUGAUGAGCCUUCAAGCAACGAAGAAGCACUUGAAAAGGAAAGAGAAUACCAGCAGAAGCUGGAACAGGUUAGAAAAGACCUCAUCGAAGACCCCGCAAAUACCCAGUCAACCUACCUGAAGACCAAACUGGAAUACCGUGACGGUUCUCUUAUCACAAAGGACAACAAAGACGGUGUCAUGAUGGACUGGGAAAGUGAACUCAUGAAGGCAGGCUGUGACACAAUCUUCAGCACCGUUAGAGAGUUCGCCACUGAUCCUGAGAAGUUUGACGAGUCGGACUUCACAGACAUAACUGUCUUGAACAUUGGAUUCGGUAUGGGUAUCAUCGAUACAAUGAUUCAAGAGAAGAACCCAACUAUGCAUUAUAUAUCUGAGGCUCAUCCAGAUGUUUUAGCUAAACUGCGCCAAGAUGGAUGGUAUGAAAAGCCAAACGUGAAGAUUCUGGAAGGGAGAUGGCAGGAUACUUUGCCUGAGCUGUUGAACCAAGGUGUGUUCUUCAAUGGUAUCUAUUACGACACCUAUUCCGAACACUACAGUGACAUGUUGGACUUGUACGAUCUCAUUGUCGGUUUGCUGAAACCAAGUGGUGUCUUUUCCUUCUUUAACGGUCUAGGAGCAGAUAGACAAGUGAUCUACGACGUUUAUAAGAAAAUCGUUGAGAUUGACAUGGCAAACUACGGGCUGGAGGUCAAAUAUACAGAGUUGGCCACUCCUGCUACAACAGGUGAAGAGUUUGACCAGAGUGAAGAGAGCGAAUGGAAUGGAAUCAAAAGAGCAUACUGGAGAUGUAAGACAUAUUACCAUCCAGAGAUUAAAUUCCAAGAUUAG